UGGGUGCCCGAGCAGGCAGGUUCCGUGCCCCGUCAUCGAGUUAACGGUGGUUUAGAUCGAAGUUCAUCUGAUGAGGCACAGUCCCUAUCUAUGAGAGCCAUGAGUGACCUCGGGCAUGCAGGCCUGGAGAGCAGACACCAAGUGGACCUGGACAAACUGAUAGAUGAGUUUUCUGAGAUUGAAAAGAAAGUGUUAGAAGUCAGUGGAAAGAAUAAUAUCCUGAAUAUUCAGCUGGACAAGUCAAACUCAUUGUUGAAAGUGACCCAAACAAGAGAGGAUUAUCUUAAAGAAGAAUGUGCUUCCUUCCAGAAGGUGAUAAAAGGCCUACAGCAAACUGUAGAAUAUCAGUGCAACUUGAAAGAUGAAAAUGAACGGCUAAAGAAAGGGGCCGAUGUUCUGAAAGACAAGUUGAGAGUUCAGGAGCAGGACUAUAAGAAGCAGUUGGACCAAUUUGUGGUUGAAAUGCAAAGCAAGGAGGAGGCACACAGAAUGGAACUGACGAAAAUUCAGUCCGACUUGCAAAAGAAAGCUGAAUUAAAAGAAGAAGAACAUAGAGAGCUGAUGGAAAAAAAGGAUAUGGAGGUUUUAGAAUUAACCAAACAGCUGAAAAGCCUCGAGGAGGAGAAACAGAAUGAAAUCACCAAAUUGCAGCUGGAGUUUAGUGCCAGACUAGCAAGAGCUCAGAAUAAAACAACAAAAUUGUUUCCUGAUUUCAGUGUAUUCCCUCAAAAUAUCUAUAGACGGAAGCUUCAACACCUGCAGGAAGAAAAGAACAAGGAAAUCGAAAUUCUCAAUAACACCGUCCGAGAGCUGGAGCAGCGUCUCAAGGUUUACCAGGAGCCCCGGCACAAGUUCAGACGAUUGUGAAUAUAAUCGUAAACACGUAUUUCUGUCCAAAGUGUCUAAUGUGCUUUGAACUCUCCCGUUCUGCAAAGAUAUGACAACUUUAGAUUCAUUUUUUUAUUGAGUUCAUCUAAAAUUCCAAAUGUGCCCCAUCUAUUGUAUAUCUCUGCUCACCUCCGGGGCUUAUUAGCAUUAACCAUAAAAAAGAGCUCAGGUUCACAGGAGUGGAUUUCCCUACUGAACCGUCAUUAACUAUGGCAAAUACUUUCUAAGCCAUUCGCAAAUAUACAGCGCAAAUUCCUCUCCCCUCAACACAUUUUCAAAUAGACAAUCUCAAAUGCUUUUCUUGAAAAUAAAACUAAGUAAAACUGGUCAAACGUUUCGUUAGUGUGAAAUAUUCUAAAAUUAACGUAGGAAUCUGAAACUAUAAAAACGUCCAAGUACAGAAAAACUAUUAAUUUUAAAGCAAUACAGAUGAUGUCUUCAGGAUGGCGCGUUCUCCUGGGGCAAAAGCCUCAGUCAGUUCCCUGUCUCUGCAUCUCACGCUACGACGAGGUGUAGCCGUUCUCCGUGAUUUUUGGAUCAGUUUAAGAAAAGAAACGAUUUAAAAAACUACCAGCUAGCUUCCUCAGAGGAGAUAAGUAAUAAUAAAAAAAAAAAG
This is a messenger RNA of Tachyglossus aculeatus (Australian echidna), 1504 nucleotides long. RefSeq names its product coiled-coil domain containing 152 (gene CCDC152). The record is from RefSeq and is a predicted model, not a curated record. The transcript has 9 exons. Lineage: Eukaryota; Metazoa; Chordata; Mammalia; Monotremata; Tachyglossidae. The coding region runs from base 91 to 867 and encodes 258 amino acids.